AGCGACAUAAUCAUCGAUUUUACCUCUAUCCAGUUGACUUCAGCAAAGUCCCAAAACCGUCGAGCAAAGCAGUCAUUAUCCAAACCAGCACGUCCAGCACAAUGCAAGCAGUCGAGAAGAGACGAGACAGUAACGCUGUUCCAAGGCAAGCUCACAGAGGACAUAAGGAGAAGAAGUUCUUCAAGUGGUUUCAUCGACGCUCUUCAGGCAAUUACAUCCCACAACUUGGUGACCGCGACUACUUCGAUCACGCAAGAUCCUAUGAUCUCGUUGAGCCUCUGAUGCCGCUGCUGGUAGCAGGAAAGCGACCAAAGCUCUAUCCAGAGCCCUACUUCGGAGCGUCACGAUAAAUCGCGACAGAAGGAUAUCGGGCGAACAGUACCGCAGGAAAACGGUACUUAGAUGACACUGCUGCCUCGGCUAAACGACAAAAGGUUUACCUCUGCUUUCCCGAGCAAGUUCGCAAAUUGGACUUGCGUCUGGGUUUAGCGAGGUUGCAAUAUCGUGAGGUGGAAAGACGAGAGUAUACGAUGAGCAAUGAGCACACAGAGACGAACGAAAACGAUGGCUGUAUUACUAGAGACGGCAAGAACUAAUGCAUAGACCUAAUCAUAAGGAGAGC
Molecule: messenger RNA, 622 nt
Organism: Pseudocercospora fijiensis CIRAD86
Lineage: Eukaryota; Fungi; Ascomycota; Dothideomycetes; Mycosphaerellales; Mycosphaerellaceae
Exons: 2
Coding region: 102-350 (82 amino acids)
Source: RefSeq, a predicted model, not a curated record